Messenger RNA from Scophthalmus maximus (turbot), 1111 nucleotides. RefSeq names its product erythroid membrane-associated protein-like. NCBI's taxonomy places the organism in Eukaryota, Metazoa, Chordata, Actinopteri, Pleuronectiformes, Scophthalmidae. The transcript has 3 exons. The record is from RefSeq and is a predicted model, not a curated record. The coding region runs from base 138 to 737 and encodes 199 amino acids. Gene Ontology annotation, molecular function: protein binding.
CACGUCAGGUGACUGAGCAGCAGGUUAUGGGUUAUGUUUUAUGAUCAGGUAAAGUUACAGUGAAGUGGACAGACCGAGACACAGCCGCAGGUCAGGAGAGUUGCUGAGGACGUGGAGAAUAAAACUCCCUAUAUAACAUGUUACAGUGGUAUGAACUGAAUUUCCCUGCGCUGGUCUCCUCAGUGGACGUGGUGUUGGACCAGGACACCGCCCAUCCCAACAUCGUCCUGUCAGCGGACGGGAAGCAGGCGGGCCGCGGCGAGCUGCUGCACCUCGUCCCCGACAACCCCCAACGCUUCGACCCCGUCAUCUGCGUUCUGGCCAGCAGAGGCUUCCUGUCCGGGAGAUUCUACUUCCAGGUUGCCGUGGGGACAAAGACUUUCUGGGACCUGGGCGUGGUCAAAGAGUCUGUCAACAGGAAGGGGAUGAUCACCUCCAAGCCGGAGAACGGCUUCUGGACGGUGCGGAUGAGGAACGGGGACGAGUACCGGGCCCUGGACUCGCCCUCGGUGCGUCUGUCGCUCGGGCAGAAGCCCCGGACCGUUGGGGUGUUUGUGGACUACGAGGACGGGACGGUGUCGUUCUUCGACGUGGGAAACGGGUCGCACAUGUACAGCUUCACCGGCUGCCCGUUCUCCGAGAGGAUCUUCCCCUUCUUCAGCCCCGGCGUGUGUGACGAGGGGAGGAACAAGGCGCCGCUGGUGAUCGCUGCCGUCAAUCCCGAGGGUUCCACCUGAGGCUGAUCCACUGUCUAACGGUUCAGGCUGCAAACGUAUUUCCAUAGAAAGUAAUUUCAACUUUCCAACUCAAACAUGAAUCAAACAUUUGCAACAUGAUUAUUAUUAAAAUGCAGGGUUCUGUUGGGCUACGGACUCUGACGUGUUUGCCACAGACUGACUUUACAGCGAGUGCACGUCUCGCCAUGUUGACGAAAUUCCUGUUCGCUGUCUUGUCCAGAUCCAAGUUCCCUUGUGUUUCCCGUGGGUCACGGGUCAGUCAGACAAACGUCGAGGAAAACUCUCCCUCCUUGGCAAAGGAGGAAACUGUGCUAUUGAUUUUCUCAAUCUUUGUUUCUGUGGUGAUCAGAUUCUGAAAUAAAGUUUCAAUGGUU